Messenger RNA from Arachis stenosperma, 953 nucleotides. RefSeq lists its product as uncharacterized. NCBI's taxonomy places the organism in Eukaryota, Viridiplantae, Streptophyta, Magnoliopsida, Fabales, Fabaceae. The record is from RefSeq and is a predicted model, not a curated record. The transcript is spliced from 8 exons. Gene Ontology annotation, molecular function: protein phosphatase inhibitor activity. The coding region runs from base 417 to 770 and encodes 117 amino acids. Gene Ontology annotation, cellular component: cytoplasm.
ACCAACAGGCUGCCUUUAAAAGCCCAUAACAUCCGUCCAGCCGAAUCCAGGGAAGGCACGCUGAUCCCCAAAAGGGAGACAAGCAGCCCACGUGUAGCACAAUGGCGAAAAGUUCAGGAUUCUCUGUACAUCUUCACAAACUUGAUCUGUACCGUAGUGCAGCCCUAAAAUAAAAUAAAAGGGGAAAAAUCUGCUGGAAAUUGGCAUCGGAUCCGAGACUGAGACAUACAAGAGAAGAGAACACCGACUUGACCAACACACGAUCGAUUCGGAGCAUCCGCUGAUUGAGGUUGUGUUCCCUACGCACCUCCUCGCCGAUUCUGAUGCUUUCUUUGCUCUGAAAUCUAAAGAGCUCUCUAAGUUGUAGUCAUUGUUAGAGUGUGGAACUUAUUUGUUUUUACACACUAAAGGGCCUCAUGUCAAACGUAGAGGAUAACAAAGAACAACAACAAAUGGAUGUCAAUGCAUCUAAUGAGUCGAGUAACAUGCCGUCAUCCCAGAAGCAGGAGGAAGCUAUAAAGAAAAAAUAUGGAGGAAUGAUGCCCAAAAAGCCACCUCUCAUAUCUAAGGACCAUGAGCGCGCUUACUUUGAUUCCGCCGAUUGGGCACUUGGAAAGCAAGGUGGCGAGAAGCCUAAGGGACCACUUGAAGAACUUAGACCUAAACUACAGCCAACACAACAACAAACACGCUACCGGAAAUCUCCCUAUGCUCCUGAAGGAGAAGAAGGGCGAAGCGUUCCACCAGAGGAUUCUCCAUCCAACGAGUAAAAGCAGCAAAUCAGUCUUUUCAUGAUGUGCUGACAAUCAUUGUUCUGAUACCUGUGUAGGUAUGACCUUUCGUUGUUUUUCAACAAUAAAGGAAAGUUGAAUUUGUGUAUUCAUAUAUUAGCAAAAGACCAAUGAUUUGAACUUGCAGCUAUAUGCUGUAAAAGACUUACUGGGAUUAUGAUU